Messenger RNA from Alternaria alternata, 1461 nucleotides. RefSeq lists its product as hypothetical. Lineage: Eukaryota; Fungi; Ascomycota; Dothideomycetes; Pleosporales; Pleosporaceae. The transcript has a single exon. The record is from RefSeq and is a predicted model, not a curated record. The coding region runs from base 1 to 1461 and encodes 486 amino acids.
AUGCAUGCAGCAAAGCACGAAAGCUUGGGAUCCUCUGGUGUCUACCCUAAAGUCGCAUACUUGUACGAUCCUUCGCUUGGUGACAAUGGUGGUAGAGAUAGCGAAGAUGAUGAGGCAUUAGCCUUCAUGUCCGGUGGUGCCAGUGGAUUGCUAUCAACUGGAAGCAGAACACCUCCUCGAGCGCCUCAAAACUCUUUCGAUUACGACUCUCCUAACUGGCAAUACAGCGACCCUGGUAACCCGUUCAAAGAUCCAGAGGACCCCUUCCUGGACUGGCGAAGUAGUGACGCGAUUAAUUCACCAAGUGAAACUGCAUCUGCUCUUGCUGCUGCGGUCGCAGAGUACGGGGCAGGGCCGCAAAAGCCUCUCCCGCCUGUACCGCUUUCCUUGACGCCUCUCUUUCACGAUCAUGUCAUUCCAUCGCCAACUUUGAGUCCUAUGGUCAAUGGCUGUAGCUUGCGUCGCAGUCACGCACGAUCGUCAAGAGGGAGUAGUGUCAGAAGUCAAAGGUCAUUGAGAGGUUUCCACGCUUGUCCUCCAACAUCUCCUAGUUCAACGAAUCACCCGUCAGGCUUACGUGGUCCGCGACGAAGCCUAUCAUCCAUCAAAGAGGGACACGUCGAUGAUCCCUUCAUAGAUGCGAUAGAGCAUGAUCUUCUUCUACCAGUGGACGUUCGAACGGAAACACCAGAUUCAGUGAUGGUUUAUGCGCCGGUGCCGAGGACACCAAUGCGAUCAGCCUUGUCAACAAUACUUUCGGACGACCAGACAUCCACAGCUUCAUUACCGAGUAUAGCUGCUGCGAAAUCUCUAGCAGGUGCUCAGCCUCGAUCAACUGGUAGCAUACUCUUCCCUACAUCUAAAAAUGACCAAUAUUCGUAUGCUUCGUUUGUUUACAACAACACCUUACCACUAUCACAUCCUGACCGGCCGAACAGCGAUCAAAUAACCGCUCAGAAGAGAUGCUCUUUCUUCUCUUCGUCUCGAUCCCCACAGCCGACUUCAGUGCCUCGAAACAAAGGCUGGGAAGAGAUCAAACGCACUUCCAAUGGCACAUCCAGUCUUCACUCACCUUUGCCAACACCGCCUCUUCAUAGUUUUGCUCCGCCGCGGCCGAAUCUCUCUCCUCCACCUCCUCUCAAGAAACGUUCCUUGAUCCAACUCCGCCGCAAGACGCCAUUGACUGGUACAGGCCAGCUUAUGGUAUCGACACGAAAUCCUUACCCAGCUUCUUCUACACCGUCGGCAGUGAAGGCAAGCUUCAUGUUCAACUCGAACAAGAGUUUUGAAGGCCCACGGAUGAGUCUGCUUGCCAAAGUGAACAGCAUGGGCGACAUGAGAGACGAGGCAGCAAGUCCAAAGAAGAGAAAAGGAAAGGGACUUGGGUACCGCGAUUCUGUCUCCCGGAAGGUGGAGAUGAGAUCCCGAUGGAGUCCUUCGGAGGUAGGGAGGUCAUUCUGA